Messenger RNA from Babjeviella inositovora NRRL Y-12698, 1240 nucleotides. It is a transcript of the gene TPI1, whose product is annotated as triose-phosphate isomerase. Gene Ontology annotation, biological process: glycerol catabolic process; gluconeogenesis; glyceraldehyde-3-phosphate biosynthetic process. Bases 35 to 742 code for a protein of 235 amino acids. The record is from RefSeq and is a predicted model, not a curated record. Gene Ontology annotation, cellular component: cytosol. Gene Ontology annotation, molecular function: triose-phosphate isomerase activity. The transcript has a single exon. Lineage: Eukaryota; Fungi; Ascomycota; Pichiomycetes; Serinales.
GUCUCGUACUUUCUUCGUCGGUGGUAACUUCAAGAUGAAUGGCUCUAAGGCCUCCAUCGCCGCUAUCAAUACCUCCCUCAACGCGGCUGAACUCCCAAACAACGUGGAAGUUGUCAUUUCCCCGCCAGCCCCAUACCUUGCCGCUACCGUCGAGGCCAACAAGCAGAAGACUGUCUCUGUGGCUGCCCAGAACGUCUUCGACAAGGCUUCCGGUGCCUACACCGGUGAGAUUUCUGUUGAAGCCUUGAAGGACCUCGGAGUCAACUGGGCUAUCUUGGGCCACUCUGAGAGACGUACCAUCAUCAAGGAGUCCGACGAGUUUAUCGCUUCCAAGACCAAGUUCGCCUUAGACAACGGUAUCAAGGUCAUCUUGUGUAUCGGUGAAACCCUUGAGGAGAAGAACGCUGGUGUCACCUUGGACGUCUGUGCCAGACAGUUGGACGCUGUUGCUGCCGUCGUCAAGGACUGGACCAACGUCGUGGUUGCCUACGAGCCAGUCUGGGCUAUCGGUACUGGUUUGGCUGCUACCCCACAGGAUGCCCAGGAUACCCACAAGGCCAUCAGAGCCCACUUGGCUGCCACCGUCGGCGCCCAGGCCGAAGGUGUUAGAAUCUUGUACGGUGGCUCCGUCAACGGUGCCAACGCUAACCAGUUCAAGGACAAGGUUGAUGUUGACGGGUUCUUGGUCGGUGGUGCCUCUCUCAAGCCAGAGUUUAUUGACAUCAUCAAGUCCAGAUUGUAAGGAGUAUUGACUGCACCUUAACAUAGGAAUAAACGAUAAAUAUAUUAGGUGUGACUUAGAAUGUGACUUGUAUGUAACUGUCAAAAUAUUAAAGGCGGAGAAGAGAUCAUUGUUUGUGAUAAGAGUCGAUAGAAGAAGCUGAUGAUUCAAGCAAGAGCUUCAACUCUUAUUGGUUUUAUCUUUUAAAGGGCAUAAACAACCAAACGCAACGAACGAGUCUAAGUAGGGGGUCGUAGUGAUGGACUAGGGGUUAGCUACAUUUUUAUAUUUCGAGCACGCUCAACCCGUAAGGCUUCAGCUUAAAGGUACCAAAGGGUGGGAUUGAUCGAACUCUUACCUUUAGAAGAAGCGUAUAAAUUCGCGUAAUCUGGACCCUUCAGAAAUCUCUAUGGGCGCGCCAGUGUACCAUAGCCAACCAGGAUCCAAACAAAUGGGAUGCCCAAAUAUGCGUCAUUGGAUCGCUUAGAAGACAUGAGCAGAGUAUAGCCGAGUCAGUGG